AUGUCUGUGCGUUUCUCUUCUGCUUCCAGACGCCGUGGCUCUUGCAGCGGGGCUGGCUCUGUGCGCCUCUCCAGCACCGGCGCCAGCUUUGGGGCUGGAAACGCCUGUGGGGUGCCAGGCAUUGGAAGUGGCUUCUCAUGUGCCUUUGGGAGCAGCUCGUCUGCAGGAGGCCUGGGUGGGGGAAGUGCUUCCUACGCCGCCUUUGCCGGGAAUGAGCACGGCCUCCUCUCUGGCAAUGAAAAGGUGACCAUGCAGAACCUCAAUGACCGCUUGGCCUCCUACCUGGAGAACGUGCGAGCGCUGGAGGAGGCCAACGCUGACCUGGAGCAGAAGAUCAAGGGGUGGUAUGAGAAAUUUGGGCCUGGUUCUUGCCGCGGUCUUGAUCACGAUUACAGCAGAUAUUUCCCAAUAAUUGAUGACCUUAAGAACCAGAUAAUCUCUGCAACUACAAGCAACGCCAAUGUGGUCCUGCAAAAUGAUAAUGCAAGACUAACGGCUGAUGACUUCAAGCUAAAGUAUGAAAAUGAGCUGACCCUUCACCAGAGCGUGGAGGCCGACGUGAACAGCCUGCGCAGGGUGCUGGAUGAGCUGACCCUGUGCAGAACAGACCUGGAAAUCCAGGUGGAAACUCUGGGCGAGGAGCUAGCUUACCUCAAGAAGAACCACGAGGAGGAGAUGAAGGCGCUGCAGUGCGCGGCGGGGGGCAACGUGAACGUGGAGAUGAACGCGGCGCCCGGCGUGGACCUCACGGUGCUGCUCAACAACAUGCGCGCCGAGUACGAGGACCUGGCGGAGCAGAACCGCAGGGACGCCGAAGCGUGGUUCAACGAGAAGAGCGCAACGCUGCAGCAGCAGAUCUCUGACGACGCUGGGGCCACCACCUCCGCCCGCAAUGAGCUCACUGAGAUGAAACGGACUCUGCAAACCCUGGAGAUCGAACUUCAGUCCCUUUUAGCAAUGAAACACUCUCUGGAGUGCUCCCUCACCGAGACCGAGGGCAACUACUGCACGCAGCUGGCCCAGAUCCAGGCGCAGAUCGGGGCCUUGGAAGAGCAGCUGCACCAGGUCAGGACUGAGAUGGAAGGCCAGAAGCUGGAGUAUGACCAAUUGUUGGACAUCAAAGUUCACUUGGAAAAAGAAAUUGAAACCUACUGCCAUCUGAUAGAUGGAGAGGAUGGCUCUUGUGUCAAAUCUAAAGGCUAUGGAGGACCAGGAAAUCAGAUAAAAGAUUCGCCUAAAACCGCCAUGGUUAAAACAAUUGUUGAAGAAAUAGAUCCUCGUGGCAAAGUUCUCUCUGCCAGAGUCCACACUUUGGAAGAGAAAUCCACCAAAGUCAACAAUGUGAAGAGUGAACAGAGGGUGCCUUCUUGA
Sorex fumeus (smoky shrew) is the source of this 1371-nucleotide messenger RNA. Its product is annotated as keratin, type I cytoskeletal 27. Gene Ontology annotation, molecular function: structural molecule activity. Gene Ontology annotation, biological process: intermediate filament organization; hair follicle morphogenesis. NCBI's taxonomy places the organism in Eukaryota, Metazoa, Chordata, Mammalia, Eulipotyphla, Soricidae. The record is from RefSeq and is a predicted model, not a curated record. Bases 1 to 1371 code for a protein of 456 amino acids. The transcript has 8 exons.